Ixodes scapularis (black-legged tick) is the source of this 13443-nucleotide messenger RNA. RefSeq names its product protein unc-80 homolog. The record is from RefSeq and is a predicted model, not a curated record. Gene Ontology annotation, biological process: monoatomic cation homeostasis. Gene Ontology annotation, molecular function: monoatomic cation channel activity. Lineage: Eukaryota; Metazoa; Arthropoda; Arachnida; Ixodida; Ixodidae. Gene Ontology annotation, cellular component: axon; cation channel complex.
AUGGAUGACGACAGGUGAAGCGGCGGAGCGGGCUUCCUCCGAUGCCUUUCCCUCAACUCCCGCCGCCGUUCUCCCUGUCGGCCGCACCACGACGACCCGUUCGACGACAGAGAGUGAACCGAGCGGUUCCAUGAGCACGCAGCCGGGAUGCCGAAGCGCAAGCUCGAGGACGACCAGAGCGAGCCCGACGAGCUGGCCGUGCCGCUGCCCAUCCAAACCUUCCUGUGGCGACAGACCAGUCCCUUUAUACGCCCGAAAAUUGGCAAGACCCACGAUGCAUCGGCGAUGGAACAACGAGAAGCAUGCAAGUCGUUUGAGAAAGUUCUGGUGCAAAACAUUCAGUUUGGCCUAUCACCCAGUCUGACUGUCGCCAUCAAAAGCAUCAGAAGGUGGCGCCUGGUGCGCGCAGCCCUGCCGCACGUGAUGCACUGCUGCGCGGCGCUGCUGCAUGCGCGCAAAGAGAGCUGCCUGGAGAAGCUGGGCUCGGCCGAAACCAAGCUGCUCUACACUCUCCACUGGAUCCUGCUGGAUGCGGCCGAGGAGUGUAGCGACGCCGAGCACGCCGGGGGCCCCGACCCCGCUCGCUACGUCUUCCCCAUCAGCGUUAUACAGGUGUUUGUGUACCUGUUUGCGCCACUGAUCCCGUUCCUGAAGCAGUCGGACUUUGUGGGCAGCUUCCGGCUGGAGAAUGGGGUGCGCAUCUGGGAACCCCUCUGGGAGUUCCGGCACCCCAGUGUGCCCUGUUUCACGGCCCCCGUGCAGCCCCACGGGGCCAGGGCGGGAUCUCGGGGGGACCUGGAGCUGCGCAGGCCCCACUACGGGGACGUCUUCCUCGGGGGGGCCCCGGGGGCCAAGCUCAGGAAGCAGGAGUCUUCCAAGACUGGGACUGAUGAAAACGAGGGCAGCGGCCGCACUUCUCCUGACCCAAUUCCUACCAGCAGGGCUUCCUCGGCAUCUGCCAUGAAAGAAGGGGUGGACUCCGAAAUCAACGUCUCUUUGAGCAAGGACACCGAGAUCAGAGCGGCCAUUUUGGAAGGUUGUCGUCCAAGUCCUUCCAAAUCUCAGGGCGAGCUGGGCGCACGUCCCGAGCGUUCCGCUGACCGCAAGGAGGCGAUCCUGGCGGACCCCUGCAUGGCCACCUACCUGGACGUCUCUGUGCUGCGCUGUCUCUUCAUCUCCCAGUGGCUGGAGGAGGGUGUUCACUGGGCACUCCAGUUCCUUCUCAACCGACUGCGUGCCGUGGCAGAAGAGCAGUCCCGGGAGGUGCGUCCGCGCAGACGCAGCAGCUCGCUGCCCGUGGCCCGGGCGGAGGCGCCCCCCCCGCCCUCCCCCAAACAACCCCCGCAGCCGUCUCCCGUCGCGGCGCGGCCCCUGCCGCCCCUGGGUCCCCCCUGCGGACCCCCAAGCCACCACGCCAGCAUGCAGGAGCUGAGGCAGCAACCCCUUCCCCACCGCGACAUGCCCUCCCCCGACCUGCGCCGGCACCGGCGUCUGAACCGGGGAGACCUGCGCGCCUUCGUGGAGGAAAGGCUGCGCCUCUCGGAGCGCAUCCUGGACCGCCUGGGACGCGACGACGACGACGUGGCGCUGCACCGACCCGCCCCGGCCCCCGACGCCCCGCACGAGGGCCCCGCACUUGCCGCAGCCGAGCCGCAGCCUCUACCGCCCGAGGCGGCGCCACCGCCACCGCCGCCGCCGUCGACCUUUGAGCGCGUGGGCCGCGUGCCCGCGCCUCCCUUGCAGCGCCCCAAGUCCGCACUGGGCCUGCUCAGGGACUGGGGGGGGCCGACUGACGCAUUCCCCAGGGGCGAGAUGGUCCGAGGCAAGAGCCUGCCCAGCAUCCACAUCGAGGAGCCCGCCCCCCCGGGGCCCGAGGAGGAGGCGGCCCCUUCCGCGGCACUCCCCGCACCCAAGGGGGGCGCGGAGGCGGCGCGCAAGCUGCCGGCCGUGCACACACACAGCGUGCCCAACCCCAUCAUCACAGUCACGGAGCACUCGCCCGUCGCCUCCAUCCAGUUUUUCAUCAACCAGGACUCUGCAGAGAGCCCCAAGGAAGAGACUCCGCCCAGUGCGGUGUUUGUGCCCCCCUGCCACCAACUGUCCAUCACGCGCAGCCAGACGGACUCGAACAUCUUGUACAGCAUCGACGACUUCAACGAGGCCUCUGGGUCCACCCACUACAUCACUCUGGACGGACGCAUCAACCUCUUCGUCGUCCUCAAGGCGGUGCACGCGGUGACGCUGCGGGAGACGAGCUGCUCCCUGCGGGUGUGCGGGGCCCUCGUGUCCAUCCUGGAGCUGCUCUUGGGAAUGGACGUGCUACCCCGGCGGAGGAGCGACGACCCCUGGGAGGACCUGCUGGCACCACGCCCGGACGCUGACCGACGCUCCGACCAGCUCUCCACCCACAACCUGUUCGUCGACAGCAUCGUCAGGGUGAUGAAGCACCUGGGCUGUCCCCACGGCUGCGGGGAGGGCCACCGGUCAUCGAGCGCAGAGACGGUGCGUCGACAAGCCCAGGGUUGCCUGCUGCGCCUGCACAAAGCAGACGAGGCCCAGUUUCGCAGGUUCCUUCGGGAGCUGGUGCGUGAGCGUUCGUUGCCGGAAGUGGUGGACGUCUACCAUGCCUUCAUGGGCUUCUGCGCCGAGACCGGCUCGUCCCUGCUCUCGCCCCUGACCCAGAAGCGUACGAGCACGACGAGCAGUCAGGAGGGUGCCACGCACACCGGCUAUGCCAACAACUUUGGAGCCGGCCCCGGGGGUGCUUCGUCUAAGGGCAUCGAGGGGGUCGUGGUCACCUGCACCUUCAAGGCCCUGGUUACCCGGCUGGCACGCUGUGGGAAGGACCUCAAGAACCAGGACAACAUGUCGCUGUACUGUGACCUGCGCCAGCUCAUGAGCUACGUUCACGACAACCAUGGCGGCAUCUUUCGGAGAGUGGCUCUGAGCGGGAUGCUGGACAGUGCAGACCGGCCCAACAAGAAGAAGAACUACGUCCCAGGCACCAGGAUUGUCAGGCACACAAAGUCUCUGGAGCACGAGGAAAUGAGAGACCCUUUGUUCUCGUCGAACGUGUUCAUCAUCGACGAGACUGCGGUUGAAAAGAGCAGCCGAAAGUCCUUCUUCCGCAAGAGGGGUGUGAGGAAGGUGCCUAGUGCCCAGAGCAUUCUGGACGAGAAGGAGGACGUCUCUGCGUGCCCGAGCCCCCUGCCAGGGCAGACCACCCCGUCGUUUCCCCGGCAACACCGGGCCCUGUCCGCCAGGCUCAGUGUUUCGGAAGGAGACAACAUUUCCCUCACCCCCAAGCACAGCAAGGGCUCAAAGUUUCCCCUGGUGGGGUGGCUGCGGGGGGAUCGCAGGACGGACACGGGGGAGGAGGAGGCGUCCUCCCCUGGAGGCCUUCCGGCCGACAGUUCACCCGGCGCCGUGGACCGGGUGCCCCGGCGCUCGAGCGCCCUGAACCGGGGCAUGCCGGCCAAGCCUCCGCCCAAGUCGGCCAGUCACAUGAGCCUGACCCUGCUGCGGGCACGCAGGCGCAUGGAGGACCAGCUCUGCAAGCUCGGCUUCGGGCGCAGCAAGAGCAAGCACGGCAGCUUCGAGGAGCCCCCAGACCUGAGCCGCCGCAACUCGUUCGACCUGGACCCGGCCCAGCGGGAGGGGGAGAUGCUGAUGCUGAAGGAGAGCAAGCUGGUGAACAUGCAGCUGGUGCAGGACGGCAUGCUGCGCUUCGCCUUCCUCCAGGAGGUCUGCCAGCCGGGCACCGUGCCAGAUGCCCCGCUGCUGGCCGCAGCCCUCGACCUGAAGGCUCCCGUGGUGUCCCGGGCAGCGCUGUACCUGGAGUGUGCCCACUUCGUGCACCGGUGCAACCGCGGCCAGUGGCCCACCUGGAUGAAGCUGAACCUGCCGGUGUUCCGCCCCUCGGGGCCCCUGGCCAACCGGGGCACCCCGUCGGGCAUGCACCGCACCCACAUCCUGCAGAGGGCCGCGGGAAAGCUCUUCUUCCAGUGGGCGGAGGCCAUUGGGGCCAGGCUCGAGGAGAUGCUCCAAAGUGAGGUGCUGGACCCUCUGGAGCUGGCAGCCCUGGCUGCAGAUGAACAAAAGCGUCGCCAGUGCAGGAUGGAGGACGAGGAGGAAGACUUUCUGGACGAGGCGAGCAUCGACCCGGCGGGCAGCGGGUGCCCAUUUGCCCUGAAGAUGGCAGCGUGCCAGCUGCUGCUGGAGGUGACGGCGUUCCUGCGAGAGACAUACCAGCUGCUGCCCCACAAGGCCGGCCUGCGCACGUCCACGCGGGAGCGCCCGCCGAUGGAGCCUCGUAGUGUGAAUGCCAACCGUCGCUGGAGCAUGGCCCUCAGCACUCUGGGCGUGAGCCAGACCUCGGCCCACAGCCUGGUCUCGCUCGCCGAGCAGACCCACCCAGUGGUGGUAGGAGAGAGAAGGAUCAGCUUUGUGCUGCACGAAGCAGACGCAGAAGGAGAGUCGGAGAACAGCAGCAACAACACGGUCAACGUGCCAGAGGAACUUGUCCUUCCAGACGAAAAACGAGGCCGGCGCAUUGCCCAGGGGCGUCCCCACCUGCUGCGCAGGGCGGGGGGCUCCUGUGCGGGCCACAACUCGAGCUUCAAGCGCUGCAGCCUCAAGCUGAAGAAGCCCGGCGACCGCAAGUCCCGGGCACGUUCCUCGACGUUCGCCGAAGAUGAGGAGGAAGGAGGGUUGAGGAGGACGGAGAGCAUCAAGUCCCGGCGCAAGGUGAGCGCGGUCUCUGACCGGAGCGACACGAGCGAGCGGGCGGAUGUGAGUGGGGAGGAGAGCCCGGGAGUGCUCAGCGACGAGCCAGCACCAGAGAGCCCCGUGGACCUGCUCGCAGCAGACGGAGAGGACGCCGCCGCCAUCGCCGCCAGGAUGCCCUGGCUCAAGGUCAUAGUCCAACUGUGUGGUACCCUGAACUUCACCUGCACGCACCAGCAGUUUUGCCACUUUACGUGUUACCGGCGACAGAUGAGAGCUUGCAACCGCCUCGCAAAGAGCGUGCGAAAGGUUUACGGAGACGACUUUGGACUCAUCCAAGACAUUGGGAAGCAGCAGGAAGACAAGGAAGGUGGAAAGAAGGACAAGAAAUUCAAGAAGAUCAUCACGGGCCCCAGCUCGCCACUGCGACGCAAGGCGAGCCUGGCCCACAACCUAGAGAAGCUGGAACGUGCCCUGGACGGAGCCCGGUCCCUACACAGCAGCGCCACCUGCCUAGUGCACGACGUGGAAGGAGGGCUGACUGCCGGGGGAGGGGCAGAGGGUAAGGCGGAGCCCAGAAAGAGGCCCCGCCCCCUGGCCAGGGACGACAACCCCACCCUCAAGUACCUCAGGACUCAGGUGAUGGGCCUGUUCCACAGCCCCCUAUCGACGCUCAUCAAGGGCAUCGUGGUGGCUUCGGAAGAGACCCUGGUCGAAGCCAUGCCAAUUGCCUGGGAACUCCUGCUCGAGGGCGAUCAGCAGCUGGCUGCAGUUUCAGCUGUAACCUUCAUUCUGGCUGCCGUCAAGGCGCCCGAACACGCCUCCGAACUCGUGAGCAGGGAACUGAAGAGCGAGGACACGACACAGAGGGUCAACGCCCUACUCAGGUUUCAAGCCCUGUGGAAGUUCCGUUACCAGUGCUGGCUCAGGAUGGAAGAGGCGGCACAUUUGGUCUUCAAGGUGCCCCCUCCCACGAUUGAGUUCACCCUGCCGAGCCCCCGCAUUGCCCUGGACUGCGCUCCGGUGGCAGAUCCGCCCUGGAUGCCCCAGGUCAAGACCAAGGUGGAGGAGGUCACCAUCAACCAGGACCAGUCGCGGUCGUUUGUGACAGCGACCCAGACACGGCGUAAGCAGCAGAUGGAGCUGAUUCAUCGGGCACUUCAGGCAGAGGAGGAGAAGAAGUGCAAUGAGCGGGAGAACUUCCACAUCACGGCCGUGGCCGUCAACGUGCUCUCGGCCUACGAGCCGGCGCUCUUUCACGCCGUCGAGGAACAUGAGGAAGGGGACGAAGACCAGUUGGCGGAGCGCAGUGCGGCCCAUCCGAUCCACGUGGCCCAUGCCCUGUUCCCGUCCUGCCUGUGUUCCGCUGCCGUCUUCAUCAUCAACCUCCUCAAUGACGCCGAGGUCAACAUGGAUGGCGUUGCCGUGUACGAGGUGGCGUACCAGGUGGUGUGGCGCUGCCUGGUGGAGGACACGGCGCUGUUCCUGCGCCACUUCCUGGAGCGGCUGACCCGGGAGAAGCAGGACACGGUGAUCCAGGUGCUGAGGCGCCUGCUGCGCUUCGUUCCCCGGCUGCCCGCCCAGGCCGCCCACACCCUCUACAACUACCUGGUUGGCUACAUAAUGUUCUACAUCCGAGCUCCCAUUGAAGGUGGCACAGAGCUCAUUGCUAACGCACUUUCCAUACUCUGGCUGGUUGUGCCGAGUGUCCAUGGAUUGUACCUCAAAGACCUCAAACAAGUCUUGAGGAAGGAGCAGUGCGACGCGACUCUGCUCAUCACGGCCAACGUCCCGAGCGCCAAAAAGAUCAUCGUCCACGGACCCGACGUUGGCGGGAUACCUUCCCAGUUCCCAAUUCACGAGGACACGCAGUUUCUGCACAUCCUCCAAGACAGCCUCGACUUCUUCAGCAUAGAAGAAAACGAGCACAAGUGUUUCUUUCUGGUGGACACCAAGACAAAUCAGAUGCACAACCCCAGCGCCUUUGUCCGAGACUUCUACUUCUUCAAGCGGUCGCAGUAUCCUCAACUGACCCUCCUCAAAAUGGAUCCGGAGGAAGCGUUCCAGGCGGGGCAGCAGCAGGCAUUUUACCUGCAUUUCGUCGAAGUUGGCAAGGUUCUGAUGAGCCUGGCCAUCCUGAGGACCAGCCACCAGCUGGCGCCGAGGGUCCUGUUCCUGCACGACGAGCUCACCAAGCUGCCCUCGUUUCCCCGGAAGGCCCUGGAGGCUGACUUCGAGCUCUACACCGGCAAGUUCGGAAAAGAACUUCUAGGAAUGGAUACACUGCACAAGAUGGUCUGGGUGAAACUGAUGGCUCGGAUGUUCGAGGCGAUGGCGGGGUUCUUCGCCCACUCGUCGGACAUCCACCUGUUUCUCAACGUGGUCAACGGGGCGCUGGUGCUCCACCCGGAGGAUGCCACCAUCCUCCGCCUCUGCAUGGCCACCUACAUCAACGCGGCACACCAGUUUAGGAACAUCUUUGCCUCCAAUGGCUAUUUGCUGAUUAUGCCGACUAUCCUUCAAAUCUACUCCAACCAUCAGACCAAUGGACUGCUGUGCAGAACAGUGGAGUUCAUCUGCAAGCAGUUCUAUAUCAUGCACAGGAAACCCUUCAUUCUCCAGAUGUUUGGUAGCGUUGCACCGCUGUUGGAUCUUGAUGUUAACAGCAACUUCGGAGAUGCAAACAAGAUGCAGCCCAAGGCCCUGUUCCAGCUGCUGCAGUCCCUGGCCCAGUACAUUGUAGACCCUUUGGAUAUACUGGAGCUGGUGGAUGCAGAGAAGCCCCUGCGGGCACUGGACUUCUGCUACCAGAUGGACCCGGACACCCUGACCAUUCUGGACGCUGUCUCCCUCUGCGUCACCGUCGUGUCCUACGCCUCGGACUCUCAUCGGGGACACCAGAUGCUGACAAUCCUGGAGGCGGUGCUGCCCUUUUACCUGCACCAUCUGCAGUCACUGACGACGAGGAAGGAAACGCCUGGGGGUCCCCGCACGGAGCUGCAGAUGAUCCACAGCGUGUCCGUCUGCAUGAAGACACUCAUCAGCAACUGUGAAGCCCUCACCAGGAACUAUACGGGGCCUCAGAAAGCGAUUGACCUGAGGGGUUCUAGCAUCAAGAAUGCCUCACGAGGUGCUUGUUCGCCUCCCUUCGAAGUCGAGGAGGACCUGCCGUCCAGGUUUGUGAACGAGACACUGUACGGGGCGCGCAAGCCCGCCCUGGGCUACGAGCGUGGGGAGGACGAGGACAGCGACCUGGUGCGACUGGAGUUCCGCCAGCCGAGGGACACUCUCCUGUGCGUGGUGGCCGAGUUCCUCACCAAGUGCUCGGCCCGCCUGGCUGACCUCAGCAAGAAGAUCCCGGACCUGCCCAGCAAGGCCACCGAGUUGCUCGACGUCAAGUGUCACCUGCGACUAGCCGAAGUGGCCCACAGCCUGCUCAAGAUGGCCCCUUACGACCCCCAGACGAUGGCGUGCCGGGGCCUGCGGCGCUACCUCAACGAGGUGCUCCCGCAGUCGGAGUGGGCCCAGGAGGCCAUGCGCCCGGCACUCAUUAUGGUCAUACGCCGGCUCGACAAGACCUUCACCAAGAUCGCCAAGAAGCCGGCCAUACGGAGGCUGGUGGACUGGGAAGCAGCUCGCAACCUUCUCAAGGGGGUCUACAUGACCCUGUUCAAGCACCCAUACAUUGCCCAUCUGCCACACCUCAAGUCGCUGGUCGCCAUCUGCCAGAGCAUCAUCGUGGGAGAUCAGAACGCCUCGCUGGUAGCCGAGAGCAGCGGCAACGUGUCGGUCUCUGCCGCAGCCCUGGCUCAGUCCCCGCCUCCGGGCUUCUGCUCGGUGGCCGUGCGCCUCGUCACCAUGCAGAUGAUCGCCCUCGGGGAGUCGCUCUCUCUCGAAAGCAUCUGUGGAGGAUCGUCUAUCCUGUCAAGCACGGACAAGACAGAAAUUUUUCUGAUGAAUUUCAUUCUUCCGCUCUGCAUACGGGUCAGCAGCGGAGUUAAAGACGUGCCCAAGAUGCGCCAGAUGGACAUCUCCUUUGCGCUGACCGUGGUGCUGAACGCACUGUCGCCGGCUGGAGGGCACAAGCACCAGCACCAUCCGGCGGCGAGUGCAGUGGGGAAGCUGCCCUCGGAGGCGCAGCAGAACACGGCCCAGGAGAAGGCUUCGACCAGCCUGAGGAGCUCCCUCUACCAGAUCGGUUUUCUAGGGCUGAAGAUCUUGAUAGUGUGUUACGAAAGACAACUGGUUGGCGACUGGCACAGAAUUGCCCGCUGUAUUCGUGAACUGGGCAACAGGCUUCAGGGUGGACUGGCUCUCUGGAGCUUCCUGGACUUUGUUGUGACACACCGGACCCCCCUGUUUGUGUUGCUUUUCCCACUCAUCAAGUACAAGAUCUUGCAGACAAUCUGCGACAACGAACAGGAGUACUACUACCAGCAGCUGAUCCGGGACAAGAUCAAGGGGGUGAACCUGCCGACCCCCAAGAGUUUCGGCUGCAUGUUUGUGGACCUGGUGAACGAGCUCAAGACCCUCAAGGAGGACCUCGUCGCCUGGAAGCUCGGGGGCGAGCUGGAGCGGUGCAAGUCGUCGACCACGGAGGGUCCCAGCAGCGAGGUGUCCCAGUCGGUGAGCUUCUCCCGGCCCCCCGGCACCCACCGGCCCAGCUUCACCGAGCUGACCCCCGACCAGCAGAGCAUCACCCGGCUGGGCAGCCCGCCGGGCAUGGCCGCCCUCCAGCCGGCCGAGGCCGGAGCAUCUCCCGGGACCGGCGUAGGCGCUCCCCCGGCCCCCAAGCAGGCGCCCUCCCGCUCCGAGUCGCAGCGGGACCCCCAGCGGGCAUCGCACAGGGAGCAGCGGGGGCUGAGCAUCCGGCUGCACUCUCGGGAGGGCAGCGGACGCCGCGUCAUGCAGCGCUUCCUGCGCAGAACCAGCUACCCGGAGGAAGAGGGCCCUGCCUCCCAAGUGUACCGUCCGAUGGAGGCGAUGGACCUCGACCACAGCGCGUCGUCGGAGCCCCGGCUGUUCCGCAAGUCAACGCUGCUCAUCAAGAAGAAGGGCAGCAAGAAGAGCACGGGGAGUAGCAGCCUCACCUCGGUCGGAGCACCAGAGGGCGGGGCCACCACCGACGACGAGACCCUGCAGGACUCCCUGCCGGAGGGCGUCGACUCCACCGGCGAGCCCCUGAGUCCUGCCGCGUCCCGUCCCCAGUCCCCCAGCGAGGGGGGUGAGGCCCACAAGCCGAGGCACCGGCUGCAGCGCCAGAAGGCGCAGAGCCGCAAGACCUUCCGGCUGGGCAAGUCGCGCCGGGGCGCCGGCUGGGCGGCCCCCGACAAGGGGGCGGGGCCGGACGAUGCCCCGCCCCCGCCGCUGGCCGAGGAGGAGCCGGAGGGACGGCCCCGCCCCACCCGGGCCUCUUCCAUUCACGGGCUCCCGCCCAGCGCGGCUGGGUCGUCGCUGCUCGCGCUGGCCGCCGAAGACGCCAGCCGCGCAACCUUUCAGUAGCUCGUAGCUGCAUCGUUGGCCAGGCUGGGGCCAACGUUCCUCACAUUCUUUUAACUGUUCUCGGCUGCUCCGAGAACCAGGGAGGUUGGAUAGAAUGGAGCCAGCAUCGUGCCACAAAAUUGCUGCGAAAGUACAGGGGUGGUCCACUGGCGGUCACUGUCCAAGUGUCCGGUGCUAGAGGGCAUCCCUCGCUCGCUGGCAAAUGCCGGCUCGUGGCUUAAUGGAACGAAGGCGGUACGAUUUGGCCGUGCCGCAGAUUUUCCCGUCGAUCGGGCAGGCGUGAAAGAUCCUCUACCCCUACCUCUUUGGACGUAGUGAAGAAAACGUUUCAAGGGAUAUCCGAACAAACGAGACAAAAGCGUCCUCGGUGGUCAUAGAAGGUCGACGGCGCUUACCAUGGGGUCUGCCAGUGUCGUUCCAGCGACAACAGAGGCGAUGCAGACACGUGCGGCACGGAACGAAAAGGAUGCGCAAAUUCACGGUCAGUUAGGACAGAUCCGUCGACAUCGACGAAGAGUGGCACGAGGCUCUAAAGCGAUCCGAGGUUCGUUUGAUCGGUACCAAGCCGAGAAACUCGCUUUGCAUGCUUGGGUCUUGGUGUAGCGGCGACAACUGCCAGCCUUCGUUGUUGUUUUUUUUAAAUCUUUUAGUGAGAGAGAAGGAAAACGGCAGUGUGCGUGCCCCGGUAGCCAACAAUGCUGCCAUUCUUGCGGCAUUUUGUACCUGCGUUCGAGAACCACCACCACGCCACAGCUCUGCUAAUGUUAUCAAUGCUGAAAACAGCUUCGGCUUGGCAGGUCUCGUGGGUGGCACAAGCUUGGCCAACAUCUAGAAUGGGCAAAGCUAAUCGAACCCGCUCUCGGUAAAUCGCAGAAAAUGGUCUUGCAAGGUACAACACUCCAACCCGUCGCAAAGACGUGAAAAUAUUGAAGAGAAAGUGCACUUGCAACAAAACGAAACACCAUUCUGGGUGGCAGCCCUGUGCUACUUUUCGUUCUUCCCGUACAUCAAAUGUGCUUCAUAUAUUUAAAAUCUGUUAUAGCAGUCAGUUACCUCGGACAUUCGCAGAAGCACUUGUUACGCAGGAUUUGGUCCUGCCAUCACAUUGAAAGUGCAGGCAUUUUUAUGCUAGCUGCAUUUUGACUGGGACGAAGAUAGAGCGAAAUAACUUAAAACAAGCAAGGAAAGAAAGCCAAUUCACUGCUGCAUAUGCUCGGUAUGCUGCUUCUAAUCCGUACUGGCCAAUUGUCUCUUUACGACAGGCUUUUGUGCCAACUGCACCAUGGAGCCAAAGAUCUUGAAGCUGUCAAGCAGAUCUAGUGAAACUGUGUAUAUCUCUGUGAUGUUAGAGGCAGUGUUUGUUGUUGUGUGCCACUAGAAAGCUUGGGUGUAGAUCUAUAUAUGUACAUCUUUACAUGCUAGCCUCCUUUUCUUUCGUACAUCUAUCCACAGCAGUUCUACGAUGGGGUGCAAGCUCCGUAGCUAGCAUCCAAAGCGUUGACAGUGUUUCCUCUCUGUUUGUGCCUGUUAGGUUGUGCUACCUUUACUGUCUUCGAAAGGAGAGACUGGUGGAUGGAAUGCGACUCAGUAUUCCGAGAUCAACUUUUAGUCCGACAAGUUGCUAGUCUUUCAGUUGUCCAGACAAGCUGCUUCCGAUCCUACCCUGGACACAGCUUGAAGCUCAAAAAGUAGCCUCUAGGAUUUAACUAGACAUUAUUUUACUCGGCUUGCUUCCCUGUUGUCCUCGGGCAAGUUGUAACGUUGGCCGCCAUCUAUCUGUUGAUGACAAACUGUAGUGAAAUGUAACUUAAUACAGGUUCCAUCCAGUGCAUUUACCAAGAGUCUAGCUUAUAUACAAUGUGCAGAUCAAAUAACCAAACAUUCUUGGUUACCCCUCGCAUCCAAAUCUAUAAUUGUUUUGGCUCGGACAGCUCUUUUCUAGUGGAAAAUUGUGUCUACGACGCAGUUGGCACGAACACAAUGUGGGCACAUUGUUUGCAAUUGGCUCCGAUUAUGUAUGGAUGAUUGCAAACUUUUACCGCCAAAUUGGACGUCCUUACCGUGCAAGCGAUUUUGGCAACUGCUUAAAGGGAUGGCUCGCUUGUGCCAACUGCGUCCGUCUCUACAACGCAGAAAAACUAGUCCAGCGAUUGUUCUCGUCUAGUAGAACAUCGUAGCUCCGCCAAAUUGCUGUGCGUGGCAGACGGGUCUCGAUGCCAGUUACGAAGUAUUUCCCACAGACACCCUUGCAGAAUGACCCUUUAGGGUCUGGCCUGGCUGUAACAUUCCUCAGUGUUGUUUUCUGGAGGCGUCUAUUUGUCCGUGCCAUAGAGCUUAACUUGCAGAGUACAAGAAGAAAGUUUCCCUUUCUCCUAGAGUCUACAGGAGCCGUAGCCAGUGCCCUGCGUUGGUUACUGCAUGCUUCAAAAGUCUGCAUGCAGCAUUCCUCUGUCGGUUUCCUCGAGAGCUGCUGCGCGGCCAAGCUUUUCUUCUGGGACGUCUGUAGUCCAUGGCAAUGGGGGCUCCUGAGCAGUCCCCCUGUCCAUUCGUAGAAGUACAACAACAAUCUGUCCUCGGCAAGAAGACGCAGAAACGGCUGUCUCAAUGUGUUUCCAGCAGCCGGGCUUAGCUGCGUGCGUGGGUGUAUCUCGUGCCUGCGCAGCGUCUUCCUUUGUGUCGCGUUACUGAAAACUGCUGUGUUAGGCAAACAGGGCCGAUAGCGAGCCACGCUUUCGUAGAGGUGUUAGUUGCAAUCUGUACCUGUCUGUUAUUGCUGAUGUGCCAAUGAUGUUUCUAGUGAGAUUAUAGGGCAAUAGCACUCGUUAAUUGAUGUGCAAUGUCGUUCCGAAUAGACUAUUACGUGUUUGCUAUCUAAAGUAGACUAUGUUGUCUGUUUGUAGGCGAAUGUUGCUUACGGUGUCUGUUUGGAAGGGGAGCGCGAGCGGUUCGUGGUUGGCCAGCCUGUUCUGUAUGUGGUGUGUGUUGCUUGACGAUGAACCCGGACUGAUGCUAGUCAGUAGUCCAUGGAGUGUGCGAGGGCAGGCGCCUCAGGCAUGCCAGGAAUUUCGGAGUGUGAAAUGCCGUACGUAAUUUGCAGCCCAUGUGUUUUCUAGGCAUUUGUUGUAUGUUUAUUUUCUAUUUAGAUCUGUCUUGGGCUUUGUACAAGCAUUCCGCUUUUGAAUGCUUUUCUAAUAAAGCUUACGCAGAAACGAAAAA